AUGUCAAGACAUUUGAGGAAUAUCAAUUUAUUAGGCAAAAUAAAUAAUAUCGACGAGGAUUGUUCGGAAAAUAACCAAGAAGUUUCCGAUAUUGAUAAUAAUACAGAGGAAAAUAAUUAUGAUUUAUUUGACAGCGAUACGGACGAAGAGAAUAUUUUGAAUAUAAGAAGAGGACAAAAGAGAAAGAGAUUUAUAGUUAGUUCCGAAAGUGAGAAUGAAGAAGAGAUUGGAAUUGCUACGGACGGAACUGUUCGGCAAAAAAUAAAAAAAGGGUUUAAUCGUGGAAGAACACCGAUUUAUAAUAUUUUCAAAGAAAUAUCAGGAUCGGCAAGAUACGCUAAACGAAAUAUUAUAAAGGGUAGAGUUGAGUCGACAUUUUCCUUAAUUAUUGAUCAUAACAUGAUUAAACAUGUAAGAAAAUAUAUGGAAUUAGAGGCAAUUCGAGUGUUAAAAACGAAAUGGAAUUUAUCUAUUGCAAAAUUAUAUGCAUUUAUUGGACUUCUAUUUGCGCGUGGCGCAUAUGAGAUAAAAAUAUGGAUUAAUCACAUUUAUAGAACAAGAAAUGGGGUCCGUCAUUUUUCUUGA
Molecule: messenger RNA, 585 nt
Organism: Vespa mandarinia (Asian giant hornet)
Lineage: Eukaryota; Metazoa; Arthropoda; Insecta; Hymenoptera; Vespidae
Source: RefSeq, a predicted model, not a curated record